Messenger RNA from Chara braunii, 1137 nucleotides. Lineage: Eukaryota; Viridiplantae; Streptophyta; Charophyceae; Charales; Characeae. The record is from the annotation of a GenBank genome assembly.
GCACCCUGGCAGGGACCACAUCCUAAACCUAGUGUUGUGGCUGCCUGCAGGCAGCUGGACUGUCUACAGGAGGCAUAGGAGCGGAUAUAUUGUCAUUUGGAACAAAGGAACUGCAAGAACCUGUGAAGCAGGCAUAAAGAGAAUUGGGGCCGACAAAGAAACAGGCUGCUGAUCCCUGAACAACUGACAAUGCCAUGCAUGUCGUUGACCGAUACACAAUAAGAGUAGUGGUGUUGCGAACAGAAGAUAAACAUGUCCCUGGCAACAAAGAUGGAACAAUGAGCACAAUGGAAACCGGAGAGUCUGUUCGCAAGCGAGACCGUGGAGGAGAAGGGAGUGGCAAGGACGAAUGCAACCGUCUACGGCCACGGACAGGAGGAAGGCAACAUUUUGAAACAAAGGACGUGAGUGUCGGAGAGACUGCUGUUCUUUGUGCUGGAGCUGCAGCUGAGGAAGCUGUAGCAGCAAAAAGCAUAGUACGGGGAAUUCCAUUUAUAGAAACUGUUGUACUGAAGACUGCAGCGGAGGAAGCUGCAAUAGGAACUGCAGCAGUGGAAACUGCCAGAGUAAAAAACGGAGCUGUAGAAACUGUACCGAUGGGAACUGCAGCAGUGGAAGCCGCAGCAGUGGAAACCGCGGCGGUGGAAACCACAACGGUGGAAACUGCAGCAGCAGAAACUAAUGCAGCAGUGGAAACUGCAUUAGCAAAAACUGUCGGAGUGAAAACCCGAGCCGUAGCAACUGCAGCGGUGGAAACCGCAGUGCUGGAAACUGCAGUGCUGGAAACUGCAGUGCUGGAAACUGCAGCAGUGGACACCGCAGCCGUGGAAACUAAACUAGCAGCAGAUGAGCAAGCAAAAGCAGGACAAGAGCGACAUGGAGGAAAAGAAGAAAGUGGAUGAUGCAGGGACCAAUGCAGCAUGUGUCGGAACCACUGAGAGAGACAUGUCACAUGCGUAGGAUAGUGACGUUGGCAGGAGUGCAUGUAGGAGGUCCACCCUUAGAAAGGGUUGGUGGGGAAUGCCCACGUGAAAGCAUGCGACGAGUAAGUGUUGUUGCCACAGUUCAAAAGUCCUGCCAAUGGUUACAGAUUUGCUCAAAUCUGGUCAACUGUCCAAAUGAACACACCCACCUGUU